Messenger RNA from Vanderwaltozyma polyspora DSM 70294, 1155 nucleotides. It is a transcript of the gene TPK2, whose product is annotated as cAMP-dependent protein kinase catalytic subunit TPK2. NCBI's taxonomy places the organism in Eukaryota, Fungi, Ascomycota, Saccharomycetes, Saccharomycetales, Saccharomycetaceae. The transcript has a single exon. Gene Ontology annotation, cellular component: nucleus; cAMP-dependent protein kinase complex. The coding region runs from base 1 to 1155 and encodes 384 amino acids. Gene Ontology annotation, molecular function: cAMP-dependent protein kinase activity; ATP binding. The record is from RefSeq and is a predicted model, not a curated record. Gene Ontology annotation, biological process: peptidyl-serine phosphorylation.
AUGGAUAUUGAUACUCAGGAACAACAGUUGCAAAAACAAUUUGAGCAACAGAAAUACGACGAAAAACAACAGUUGCAACAUCAACAGCAGCAACAGCACUAUUUCAAUGCUCCAAAUAUUCAACAAUCGCAACAAGGACAAACAUCCACCAAUGAUUAUAAUCAAUCUUUAUUGUUUCAACGGUCUUCUGUAUCAAAGGGUAAGUACACUUUAAAAGAUUUUCAAAUAAUGAGAACCUUAGGUACCGGUUCCUUUGGUAGAGUUCAUUUGGUUAGAUCGGUUCAUAAUAAAAGAUAUUAUGCUAUUAAGGUCUUGAAGAAACAACAAAUUUUUAAAAUGAAACAAAUUGAACAUACAAAUGAUGAAAGAAAAAUUUUAAAAAUAGUAGAGCAUCCAUUCUUGAUUCGAAUGUGGGGUACUUUCCAAGAUUCUAGAAAUUUGUUUAUGGUUAUGGAUUAUAUUGAAGGUGGUGAAUUGUUUUCAUUAUUGAGAAAGUCACAAAGAUUUCCAAACCCUGUAGCAAAGUUUUAUGCUGCUGAGGUAAUAUUAGCGCUUGAUUAUUUACAUUCUCAUAAUAUCAUUUACCGUGAUUUAAAACCAGAAAAUAUUUUGCUAGACCGGAAUGGUCAUAUAAAGAUUACAGAUUUUGGUUUUGCCAAAGAAGUCUCGACUGUCACCUGGACCUUAUGUGGUACUCCUGAUUACAUUGCCCCAGAAGUCAUAGCAACCAAACCUUACAAUAAAUCAGUUGAUUGGUGGUCAUUGGGUAUCUUGAUAUAUGAAAUGCUAGCAGGGUAUACACCAUUCUAUGAUACUACACCAAUGAAAACAUACGAAAAAAUUUUACACGGUAAAGUUAAUUAUCCAUCCUUCUUCCAUCCUGAUGUGAUAGAUUUAUUAGCAAGACUGAUCACAGCUGACUUGACAAGGAGACUGGGUAAUUUGCAGAGUGGAGCAGAAGAUAUAAAAUCGCAUGCAUGGUUCAGUGAAGUAGUUUGGUCAAAACUACUUGCAAAAGAUAUAGUAACUCCAUAUGAACCUCCAAUUCAAUCGGAAGUCGGUGAUUCAUCUUUAUUCGACCAAUAUCCAGAAGAACAAUUAGAUUAUGGUAUACAAGGAGAAGAUCCAUACGUUCAAUACUUUACAGAUUUUUAA